Messenger RNA from Trametes versicolor FP-101664 SS1, 1761 nucleotides. RefSeq names its product mRNA guanylyltransferase. Gene Ontology annotation, molecular function: mRNA guanylyltransferase activity; ATP binding. Lineage: Eukaryota; Fungi; Basidiomycota; Agaricomycetes; Polyporales; Polyporaceae. The transcript has 10 exons. The record is from RefSeq and is a predicted model, not a curated record. Bases 1 to 1329 code for a protein of 442 amino acids. Gene Ontology annotation, biological process: 7-methylguanosine mRNA capping.
AUGCCUCGAAUACCAGACCUCCCUGGAAUACCUGUCGCUCACGGCACACCGCAAGAGCAAUGGCUCAAGCGAUAUGUGGCCGGUCUAUGCGGUCUUGACCAUGAACGCUUUCCGGGUGCACAGCCCGUCAGCUUUGCUGCCAAAGACCUGGAGAAACUGGAGAAGCACGAUUUCUGGGUGGCGGAGAAAUCAGAUGGCAUUCGCGUCCUCCUCUUUGUGCACACCGAUAUCAAUACCAUGGACCAGAUGGUGUACCUGAUUGACCGUCACAACACAUACCGCCAGCUCAAUGGCCUGUACUUCGCACACCACGAAGACCCACGACGGCCGUUACGUAGCUCGAUCGUUGAUGGUGAGCUCGUAUAUGACGUCGAUCCUCGUAGCAAACAGGAAACGCUGCGCUUCCUGGCGUUUGACUGCCUAGUUGUCGACGACCAGAACGUCAUGGACCGAACCCUGGACAAGCGAUAUGGGCGACUACAAGCGUGGAUGUACAAGCCCUUCCAGAAGAUGCUGCACGACCAUCCGCACGUGGCCAUGUCGCAACCGUUCGACUUCAAGGUCAAGGACGUCAAGCCCUCGUACCGCGUCGAGGACGUGUUCAACAUCGACAUCCCGCGCCUGCAGCAUGGGAACGACGGGCUCAUCUACACUUGCGUGAGCACGCCAUAUGUGCCCGGAACGGAUCCAAACAUUUUGAAGUGGAAGCCGCCGUCGGAGAACUCGAUCGACUUCAAGCUCGCGCUGCGCUUCCCGCCCACGCCCGGAAAGCCCAUGGUGCCCGACUUCCAGAUAAAGCCCAUCUUCGAGCUGCACGUCUGGUGCGGGGACGACCGCGGCAAGCCGCGGUACGAGCUCUACGAUGUCAUGCAUGUCGAGGACGACGAGUGGGAAAAAAUGAAAACGUCGAACGAGCAACUCGACGACCGCAUCGUGGAGGUGCACUGGGACAGCGACGGCGAGCACUGGCGCAUGAUGCGCUUCCGCGGCGACAAGCCGAACGGGAACCACAAGUCCGUCGUCGACAACAUCAUCAAGAGCAUCGCGGACGGGAUCGAGAAGGACGUCCUCCUCGCGCGCUCGGCGGCGAUCCGGAAUAACUGGAAGAUGCGCCAGGGCGCGCCGACCGGCCCCGCGCCCGCACCGCAGAAACCACACGCGCUCCCAGCAAAGCCGCUGCCGCUCCCGCCGCCAACAGCAGCGUCGCUCCCGCCCAGGCCCCCACAGCUCGCGGACGUGCCGCCCGCCGAGGCGCGCUACGGCCCCCUUGCAACGUCGCGCUGGAGCAAGGUGACCGGGCCCGAGAUGGUCGCGGGCAUGUACAGGUGAACGCACGCUCUGGCCUUACAGACGGGCGCGGUUUGGCCGGUGGACGCAGAAAGCAGAGACAGCGGCGGAGCCCUUCAAGAGGUCUUUGGCCGGGCAUGGUGCGCCCCCUCCACCUCCGGCGUCGCGCAUCCAGCCCAUAGUGUAUGCGAAGGGCAGGCCCGGAGGUGCCGCAGGGAGGGGGUGCAGCUACUUGCGGCCAAUUGGAUGGGCCGUAGGGAGUCCACCUCGACGCAGACGGUUGGAGGAAGCUUGGGCACACGCAGGAGACGUCGGGCGGGCAGUUGCUACAACACCAUCAUCGAUUCAGGCCCUGCGCCCGCCCCGGCAGACGCAGGCCUGUGUCUCUGUACGUAUGUACAUCGGCAGCGAGACCGCUAUGUAUGUAGCGUACACAGCAGCGCUAAUAAGCCUCCUCCACGGAGGGCUUUUACG